AUAAAUAUUUCUUUGUUUCUUAAUGGAAAAUUAAAAAUUUGAAAAUUGAUUUGAAAAUUUGCAGGUUUGAGAUCUAAAAAAAAACAAACAGUUUUUAAGGAACUGCCUUUGAGAAGAAGAAAGACAGCAAGAAGACCAUUUAUUGAAAAUGACUUGAAAGAUCCACAGCCUUUUAGUAAACAAACUAUUGAUGAAAUUAUAUCAGGGACUGCGAUUCUGGAACAGACUGAAGCUACAUCUGAUUUGACAGAUCAUAGGAAACAAACACCGAAAGCGAAGUUCAAAGUCCUAGACCUGUUAAAUAUUGUCAUGGAGUAUCUGAAUACUGUUGAUGAUAAAGUAUUUGAAAAAUGGGUAAAAGAUGCUGUAUCUUCAAGUCAUGUUACAUUGGACUUGAGUUCCAGACUUGGGCCAGCUGUCAUAGAUCUAUACACAAAUUCAGAAGAUGAGCAUGUCCACACCAUCAAAAGUUUGUGUGAUUUAGCACCAGACCGUUUACACGAAGCAGCAAAAUUUAGACUUACAAAUCUUAUUUUAGGACAUUUAGUGGAAAAAGGAAAUAUAACAUUGCCAAAAGAAAAAGACCCCAGAGUUCUGCAAGCAGAAAUAGACGAAAGCAUGAAAGAGCUUAUUGCUGGCAUUAAAACCCAAGAAGAAAUGAAAAAUGGUGGACAAGUGUUUAAAAGAAAGAUGAAAACAUUAAACAUUACAAAUACUGGAAAAAAGGCAAGAAUAGAAACAGAAGGAACUUUGGUAUCAAAGGCUAGCAAAAUUAAAUGGAUGGAUGGUUUUAUGACAGACUUGACAGUCACAGAAAUUGAUAAACAAAAAGUUGAAAAUAAAGUUGCAAAGAUUUGGGACGAAGAUAUGGCCAACAAAUAUUUCAUUGCCAAGGUUUUUGGUAUUGAUAUAACAUAUGGAGACAUAAACUCUCUCAAAGACUCAAACUGGCUCACAGACAAAGUCAUGGAUGCAUACCUGACAUAUAUUGCCCAAACUGAGAUGGACAAGGGAAACAUUAAAGUUAGACACCAGUUGGUCAGCAGCACAAACAACAUAAUUAAUGGAAGAUAUGUCCCUGGACGACAUGAAAAGAACAAAUUAAUCCCAUACGACUUUGUCAUUGGAGCCUACCAUGAGAGAGGAGGUCAUUGGGAUUUGCUGAUUGUUGAACCAUCAAAGGGAAAGGUUGUUUUUCUCAACCCUUUGGGAGAAACAGCAUACCAAAAGAGAACAGUUCUUUUACAUUGGAGAAAAUACAUAGGACAGAUGCUACUUCUUCAUCCAGAGAAUGGGUACAAAAACUGGACACUGGAAGUACCUGACCAUUCCAAACAACUAGAUGGAUCCAGUUGUGGCAUCUACUGUCUCUUGUUUGCUGAGAAAUAUCUUGCUGGAGAAUCUCUGCUUGGUAUUACCCAAGAAGAAGUAAAUAAUAAAAGAGCAGAUAUAGCACACACAUUGAUGAUGUUUGAAGGACACAUGGCGGGAUGCUGUCCAUGCUGUGGAUUUCAAACAAAUGUUAAUGAAGAACAAUUGAUUCAAUGCACAAUAUGCAAGAACUGGUUUCACAAAAAAACCCAUUGUGUUGGUGAGGCUUUUGCAGCUAAAACCAGUAAUGAAGAAUUUGUGUGUGAGAUAGACAGAACAACUGAAAAAGAAUGAGUUAGAUGAAUGAGUCAAUGUCAAAUGAAAGCAACUUAAUCAAGUUAUUUUUUGAAAUUUUGUUUUAUUUUAAUGAGUACACAUGUUUGUAUGGUUACCAUAUAAAGUUGUCUUUUAUACACAGACUUUUAUCUCAGAAGCAAAUACUCCAGCCAGGGAUGCAUAUUAUACAAUAAUACGGGCACAAAAUGAGAUCACCAUUUUUUCUUUAAAAAAGUAGAGGGUGCUCUAAUUUGUUCAGUUUUUUCUUCUUCAAAUCACUGUAUUUGAAAGCUGUAUCUCUUAUUUUUCGACUUUAAAUCCUUCAAAUAUUUAGUUUUUCGAUAAAUUACAUUACCGAUUUACUUUAAUAUAGAACAAUGUGUAAAAUAGUUCGGGAAAUUUUCGUACUUGCACUGAACUUGAUUUAGAAUUAAACUUAUAUUUUUUACUUCUUGCUUAUUGAAAAAUAGGAUUUUACAUUUGAAUAAAGACAAAUUUUACUAAUUUUCAAUACUGGUAUUAAUGAUGAGUUUAUUUAACCUUGAAGGAUUUUAGAAUUUUUUUUUUUACAAUUUCUAACAGGUCUGUACAAUUUUUUAUUCCUGGAAAUUUGGCAUACAAAAUAUGCUAGACCUGUAAC
Messenger RNA from Mytilus californianus (California mussel), 2287 nucleotides. RefSeq names its product sentrin-specific protease 2-like. The record is from RefSeq and is a predicted model, not a curated record. NCBI's taxonomy places the organism in Eukaryota, Metazoa, Mollusca, Bivalvia, Mytilida, Mytilidae. Bases 310 to 1665 code for a protein of 451 amino acids. Gene Ontology annotation, biological process: proteolysis. The transcript has 15 exons. Gene Ontology annotation, molecular function: cysteine-type peptidase activity.